Penicillium concentricum is the source of this 1161-nucleotide messenger RNA. Its product is annotated as 3' exoribonuclease family protein. Gene Ontology annotation, biological process: exonucleolytic trimming to generate mature 3'-end of 5.8S rRNA from tricistronic rRNA transcript (SSU-rRNA, 5.8S rRNA, LSU-rRNA); U1 snRNA 3'-end processing; nuclear mRNA surveillance. Lineage: Eukaryota; Fungi; Ascomycota; Eurotiomycetes; Eurotiales; Aspergillaceae. Gene Ontology annotation, cellular component: cytoplasmic exosome (RNase complex); nuclear exosome (RNase complex). The transcript has a single exon. Bases 1 to 1161 code for a protein of 386 amino acids. The record is from RefSeq and is a predicted model, not a curated record.
AUGGCGUCCACCACUACUCCCAGUAACCCGACACCCCCGUCAUUAUCCCUUCCACCAUCUCAAUUCGCCCGCCUCCAACCCCACGCCUACCUUCUCGCCCACCUCUCUCCACCAGCGAGCAACCAGCCCUCAAUCCGCGCGAACGGCCGUGCCACCUCACAAUUCCGUGUCACAUCCGCAAAUGCUGGCUCCUUAACUCACACAAACGGCAGCGCAGUCGUACGAAUCGGCGACACAGCUGCUGUCUGCGGCGUUCGCGCAGAGAUCCUACACACCAAAGACAUCGCUUCCUGGAGUGUGUUGCAGGCCUCAUCAGAGCAAAAUUUCGACAAGUCAAAUGAGGCAGGAGUCUCCGAGUCCCAAGAUGAGGAAGAUAAAGGCCACAUCCAAGAUCUGAACCUACUUGUUCCCAACCUUUCUCUCAGCACUGGCUGCGCGCCAGGCUUUACACCCGGCGCACCACCUUCUGCGCUGGCUCAGUCACUUUCCCACCAAAUUCUUUCCCUCCUGCACACCACCCGUCUCGUUCAAGCAGACGACUUGCGCAUCUGGUAUCAGCCACCGAAUCUGGACUCGGAAGAAUUCCGCAAUGCGGGCGAGGGGAUGGAGGUGGAUACAGAAGAGAGCGGGGGUCCUGAGCGGGAGGUUAAGGCAUUCUGGGUGCUCUACAUUGAUGUCAUGAUCAUUUCUCUGGCUGGAAACCCAUUCGACGCGGCCUGGGCCUCUGUCUUGGCUGCGCUUCGGGACACAAAACUUCCCAAGGCCUGGUGGGAUGCUGAUAAUGAGACUAUCCUUUGCUCGGACGAUGUUUCCGAUGCGCAAAAGUUGUCUCUGCGUGGCUUGCCCGUUUCUAGCUCGUUCUGUUCUUUCGAGGGAGAUGUCGCUGCUGGUUGGAGGGCGGUUGUCAUUCCCGAUGCUGAGGAGCAGAAGCAGAAGAAGGGUGCACAGCAAAGGUGGAUCCUUGCGGAUCCUGAUGGAUACGAAGAGGGAUUGAGUCAAGAGCGAAUUUCUGUUGUUGUGGAUAAAGAGAACGGGAAGACGGUUAUUGUGAAGAUGGAGAAGCAUGGCGGUUGGACUGUGGACAGUGAUGAUCUGCGCCACCUUGUGGAUGUUUCUGCUCAGAGAUGGGAUGAAAUGAAGCGGAUACUGGAUCAAUGCUGA